Molecule: messenger RNA, 8253 nt
Organism: Pelodiscus sinensis (Chinese soft-shelled turtle)
Lineage: Eukaryota; Metazoa; Chordata; Testudines; Trionychidae
Source: RefSeq, a predicted model, not a curated record
UAGCCCUCGACCACUUUCGAAAUUCCUGGAGUUGCCUCCCAUCAAAAAUUAUUACCCACCCCUGUGCUAAACAAUGGAUAUACUGUGCACGCACUUUACUUCCUUUGCCUGAAAGAUGUUCUCUCAUUUUUGCUUGUAGUUCUUCAUGAGGCCCAGCCAUAACACUGGGCCCAUCAUAUAUCUAUAGGCUACAUCUACACUACAAGGUUUUUGCACCAAAAAGGCAAAGUGCAUUUUUGCACAAGUAAAUCAAAACAGAGGGCUUUUGCCAGUAGAGUUAUUCCUCUGCCCACAAGGCCUAACUCCUUUUUGCACGAUAGCUCUUUCUUGCACAAAAAGGCAGGAGUGGAUGCUUUGGAGGGACGAGAAACCCCUAUCAACAAAAGCACAAGAAAUCCUGAUCAAUAAAAGCACAGGUGUUCUGAUGGCCCUUCUGUGAAUGGCAAUCUGAGCUUUCUUGCGCAGGAGUGUCCAUGCACUGUGGACGCUCUCUUGCCCAAAAGCACAUUGCUUUUGUGAUGCGCUUUGAGGUCUGGAUGCGCUUUUGUGCAAGAAGAUUUUGUGCAAAAACACUUGCGCAAAAGACUUCUUGUGCAAAAACUCUGCAGUAUAGAUGAAGCCAUACAGACAUGUAUUUGAGAUCUGAUCCAUACCUGCAGAAUAAAACUUCAGUUAACUUGUCACACACGGAUACAGCAUCUCUCUCACUUAUUACCACAAAUGCUCUUUUAUAUCUACUUUUCCUUUGAUACAAUCAAUAUUAACAAAGUUAAGCCAUUUGAUCAAUGUGUUUGUAGCUGCAGUAAUAGUAAAACACUUAGUUUCUCUGCAGCAUGUGCUUCCCUCCCUGAUCCCUAUAAAAAAAGGCAUACAUUUAUCUGUCACUGUCUUGCUCGAGAAUUUAAUUCUUAGUGUGACUGACAUUUCAGUCAAAAUUUGUAGUGUGUGUGUGUGUGUGUGUGUGUGUGUGUGAAGUAAAUAUCACAAUUGAUGUUCCCAAACACUUCAUAGUGACCGUGGAAGGGAAGACCUAAACUAGCUAAAGUUUUGAUUAUUGUGCAUUAUUUUUAGUACUUCUUGCAUCUUCUUGAUAUUUUCAGAUACUAGUUUAUUAAAACAUGCACAGAUACUUGUGAAGGGUAAAAUCUGUAAAGCUGCCACAUGCAGUGACAUGUGUUGCUUGGUCCUCACAUGAAUAGCCAUUCACUUUCAUCCAGUCAUUGAAACCUAUUACCCAAAGUUGAUUUUUGAGCUUCUGUAUCCCCAAUCAACAAAUGUGACAGUAUAUGUAAUCUGAAAGGUAGGAGCAUGCUGAACCACCUGACAUGCAAAUCUUCAUGCAGUGUUUUUUUCAUGCUGAAAAAUGAAGAUGGAAAAAUGGCAGCUUAUAGGAAAAAAGGAAACUCUCCAUUAGGCAUAUCACACUCAAUAGGCAGGCAAGGGCCAAUCUGUACAAGUAUAUGCAAUUGCUUCACUGAUAAAAACUAAAUCCUGAAAGUGACUUUUAUCAGACGGGAACUUCAAAUCUAUUCCAUCUGGAAACUGGGUAGAAGUGGGGAGCCCCAUCGCUGGAACUGUGGUUUGCCCUCUGUUUCUCCUCUUCCCUCCCACUGAGGCCCUGCCCCAUGGCCAGCCAGAAACCAGAGCAAGCACUAGUAAGAGCUGCCCAGGGAGCACCCCCGGACUCCCCACCUGCCCUGAGCAGAGGGCUGGAGUGUCCAAAGCAGCUCCCAGCCCUUGUCCCUGACCACUGGUGCAUGCCACUGCUGGUGGGAUCUAGGGGAGGGGAUUCUAGUCUGGCCUCCUGCUCCAUCCCUGAGGACUGCAGAUAUGCUCUUUGGGGACCCUGACUUGGCCUGAUGAUAGGGAACUCUGGGAAGGACACAAGCAACAAGAAGCAGGGAACAGGGCAGCAGUGGCCACUCCACCUCCUCAGGCUUCUUGUUCAGUACCUGGCUCCUGCUGCCUGGCUGCCCCCACUGCUGCCAGGUCACUCCUGCUCCAAGUGAGAGGCUGCUCCCACUAGGAUUGCCAUCUUUCUAAUUGCACAAAACAAAACCCUUGCUGCCUCUGAGGCCACAACCCUGCCCUUCCCUUCUCCAAGGCCCUCCCCCCGUUCAUUCCAUCCCCAUGCCUGUCACUCACUCUCCACUACCUUCCCUCCUUGUCUGUCAGUAGGCUGGAGCAGGGGUUGGAUGUGGCACGUAGGGGAGCUCUGGCUGGGGAGGGGAGCUCCAGGCUGGGGCCAGAAGUGAGGGGUUUGGAGUGCAGAAAGGGCAGAGAGAUGCAUGCAAGUACCACCCCCUAAGUUCCCAUGGCCGCAGCUGCUGGCCUAUGGGAGCAGUGAAGCUGGUGCUUGGGGCAGGAGCAGCACAUGAAGCCCUCAUGACCAUCCUUCCACCAAGGAGCCAAGGGACAUGCCAGCUGUUUCUGGGAGCCGCACAGAGCCAGGGAUGUAAAAAUACCAGCCACAAAACAAAUAAGGAGGGAAGAUCCGUGCUCUGAGCAUCUCUGCCUGGUGCCCUGAGCUGUCACUAAAGCCAAUGGCAUUUGUCUAGAGAUCAUUAUGAAAUAAUGCUUCCUGUUCUGUGUGGCUGCGGAGAGGCUACUGCAUGUGGCUGUACCAGACUGCUGUUCUAUUGGAACCCUCAACACAGCCUGUUGCAUUGGUCCCUGAGCCUUCGUAACAGACGUUUCCAAGUAACGUGGGGACGUCAGGAUGGGCGGGAUGGAGUAUGCUGGGUCAAAGUUUUGAUUCUUAAUCAAAAGGGGAAGUUGUGGGGGUGGAAACCUUUCUUUUUUUCUGUAUAAAGUUAAGCUCCACACGCACACGGUCUGUUCUUUCACUGUGCAUGGCUGACUGAGAAUGAGCUGCUUUGAGCACUGCAACACAGGGGACGUGGCCAGCUGAGGACUAACCGGAUUCCACAGCACGAGGGAGAAGGAGCCCCUAGAAUACAAGAGUUCUAAGAAAAUGGUGUGUAUGGCUAGCGCUGAACAGAUGCCGUCUGGACUGGCGUUAAAGAGGUGGCUCUGGUGGGGGCUCUUUGUGCUACACUUCACUAUUCUAGUCUUUGCAAAGGAAAAAACGGUCAAAGCCGCAGUGGGGACGACAGCCACCCUGCCCUGCUGCCAUAAAAUAUCCAGCUCCGAUUCACUGAAUAAUUACCGCGUUUAUUGGCAAACAAAAUCACAAGAAGUAGUGCUCGCUUAUGCAACAGGCACCCUGUUUGAAUACAGUCGAAAGUAUAAUAACCGGACCAAGAUGAACCUAACGAGCUUGGAGCUGGUGUUCUCUCCAGUGGAAGUAUCAGACAAGGACACAUAUCAAUGCAUAGUUCAAGAGGUAGUGACAGGACCUCAGAAACUCUGUGUAAAUACUGUGGAUUUGUUUGUUGUAGCUAACUUCAGCAAACCAGUCAUAACAGCUGAUGUACCCAAGGAUGCUUGUGGUUCAACUCAGGUGAUGGUGAACUGUUCUUCUUAUGGUGGCUACCCAAAUCCCAAAGUCUCUGGGAUCCUCAAUAAUAUGUCUGUGGACUGGAAAACUGAGUUAUUUGGAAACAAAACCAGCCUCUAUAAUGUCACUGCCAAAUUGCAGUUCAAUCUGACUGAAGACAUAUCCCUCACAUGUACCAUUGAGUAUGAUGGCUACUACGUGUCCUCUAACUACUCACUGGAAAAACUAAAAGAAUGUCGUCUUUCUCCAAUACCUCCAACCCAUGGAAUUAUUAUCGCCUCAAGUUUGGUCCUUGUCUGCAUCUUUCUUGUGGCCCUUGCCUUGCUUUUAAAAUAUUUCCAGUGUUAUGCCUGUGAACAACUGAGGAGUUCCCACUACCCUGUCCCUCACGAGCCAGCAGUGGGAACUGCAUUGAAAGAAGUGACAUCAUUCACCUCUUUGAAGUGACAUCGGAAGCAGCAUCUUUCUGAUUAGACCAUAUUUACAGAUCUUGUAUCCCGUGUGCCCUGCACUGCAGUCCCCCAUUGUCCUCCGUGGCCAAGGCUUAUUCCAUAGACUGUUUGGCUCUUCCAGAAGAGGAUGACAGAGCAGGCAGGAAAUCUGCUCAAGUGGACUAGAAAGAUAGCAUUUGUGACUGAACACCACUGCGAUGGAAGCUUAGAACAGUCAGGCGCCAGAGCCCUGUGUUUGCAAAGCCGCCCGGCAGAGAAGCUCCAUUUUCCUGAUGAGCUGUAAGAAAUGUUGCCAGCAUCCUAAUGCUUCAGUGCGCCACCUGCCUCCUCAUGGUUUGGGAUGUUCGGCUUUGAGAUGUUCUCUUAGGCAAGGGUGGCCUGUGGAGCUCUGCCAGGUAGCCCAACCUUUAAUAAGGAAGGGCUGGCCCUUGGGAGGCCCCAGACUCCAGUUUGCAUUCUUGAGCCCCAUACAGGUUGCUCCUCUAUGUUAGAGUUCAGGGCAGCUGUAGUGUGUUCAAUUCUGUAUGGUUCUUGGGUUUGGACAUUUUGCCAAUACAGUUCUUGAGUUUGGAUUAAGGAUGUAUUUGAGGAACCGACAAUCACAGAUGUCUACUGUCUUGGGCCCCUACUCCAGUAAGGGCGAAAGGUUCAGUCACUCUGUAAGGAAGAACUGAACAGAGAUGGGGAAAUACAUCAUAUACUUAUUUCAACAGCCAUAAUAUACAAUGUUGUCUGGAGUGGCAUUUAUAUACUGACACUCUGGCCCUUUGCUACUAAUGUGUGUACAGCUAUCUGCCUUGUUUGCAGCACUAAUGCUCGUGCUCAUGACUUGUCUGUCCCAAAGGCCUCUACCCAGCAAGCCAAAGGAUCACCCCAACGAGGAAGUAGAUAUGCCAAAGCUCAUCUGAACUUUCCAGCCAACUAAGGCCAUGCAGACACACCCAAGUGGUACUUUUCAAGUGUAUAUCCCCUAGUCAACACACUCAUAUGUGAUCCAAUUGCUCAGCAGCUAAUUUACAUGUGACAUGAAGAAAUAGAAAAUUCAUAAUGUCUAGUUCCAACAACAUAACUCUGCUUCCCCUACGUGGACAUGGGGGGGAGAUAUUAUAUGGUAAUAACAAACACCCUUGUUAUUAUGCUUGGAGGGAGAUGGGGGAAACUGAGCCUUUUGCCUCUUGCAGGAAAAUCGGCAUAUGAGACAACCCUUGGUUGGGAUGCUGCUGAUCUCAUAGUCUAUGGCUGCUGUUCUCAGAAUCUGUCCCCUGUAUCCAUUCAGAAGCUGAAGCAUGGAAGAGCCCUGCUUGGGCUCCAGCAUUGAAUAGAACCUAUCCAGAUCUGGCCUGAAUGGUUUUAUUGCCUACUGUGUAGGAAAGAGCAAUUUCUCAUUUUGAGGGGAAAAAUCAAAUCCUAAGAGGCUGCUUGCACAAUGGGAUUUAUUAACAUAACUCUGCCCCCGCUUGCCUCUGAUCGUCUACUCUCCCCCUUCUGCUUUGUCUUUUAAGCUAAAUGGUUACAGCUUCAUGCAUUACAGCUUCCUCCAGCCUAUUCUGCAGCCAUUGUUCCAGGUGUAACCAGUAGCUGCAUGGAGACUGGUUGCACAUUGCAGCUUUCUUGUUGGUCACUUUUUUUGAUGCUGCUGCAACCAUGGUCUGCUCCACACCAAUGAGGGCACAGCUAGGCAGCAGCAUGAGGACACCCCAACCCUACACUCCUCUUUCUGGUAAAUAGGAGUGUGAAAGAGAAAUGACUGGAGGGCAGCCAAGCUGAUAAAGGCAGCUUAGGGAGGGUUGGGCUCCGGGUGGGAAGCCAGUGCAAGUUAGGAUGGUGGUGGGGUGAGAGAAAACAAAGUCUUUUUAAAUGGCCCUUACUCUCCUCCAAAGGGCCAAGUGGCCGUCAGAUACUUUUUCCUCCUUCCUACUGAAUCAACUAAAUUGGUAGCUGCUCAGCACUCCCAAUAGUGUGGUUAGAAGAGAUUGAGUAGAGAGAGAGUAAUGGGCCACAGAUGAAAUCUGAACAGCGGACGGAACUUUUUUUGCGCUCCUUUUGCAGCUAAGCACGUCUCAAUAUUUGGCCUGAAGCAUCACUGUUAAGCAAAUGAGGCACUAGCACGACUAGAGGGACUCUAACAGAACAGCAUCAUGGGUAUGCCAUGAGCAGUGGGAAUAGAUUGUUACAUUUUUUUCAUUUCUCCCUGUUUCUAUUACCCAGCAACUAGUCUGCAUUCUUGCUACUACCAGCUUUAUACCUGCUCAGAAUUCACCUACUGGUCCACUGUCCCACUCCAUACUUACCUGCUGCCUCUCAGCUUUAUGCCUCUUUUCAUACUUCUCUGUAACUUCCCCCAUUCCUCUGAAGCCUCCUGGAAGUGCAUCCAUUUCACAAUGUAUUCCUGUAUCAAAACAAACCCCUCUCCCCCAACUCCGAACCCUCUUCUUUCGGCUGUUUCGUACUUAAUUAUACUCCUGACUGGAGCUUGUAAGCUCUCUGGGGCAGGGUUUUUCUGUUCAGCACAUGCUUUUGUAAAUACUUUUAUGCUACUGUAAAGACUUCCUUCUGGCUAAGGAAUUUUACACUGACAAAUAUGGGCAAUUUAGGUUUGAUUUUUUUCCUUAUAAAACAUGUUUUAUGUUUUCUACUGUCUCACGGUGUUUUCAGUGAAAUGCACAACAUGGUUUCCAUGAGACCUUUCAAGCUUAUUUAAUACCUGACCCAAUGUAACAGGUGAAUUGCUUUCAGUUUAACAUCUUCAUUUUGGCUAAGAUAUUCUAUGGGAUCCUCCCUCCCCCCCCCCUUAAUUGUAUUAAAAGGUAAACUCUGCAUCUGAUUUAUUUUUCUUAAUAAACGUAUCCACUCUGUGUGCUGGAAAACUACAUAGGAGUUAAUUUGCUUCUGCACUGGCUAACAGCAGUAUAGUCACAAAGUAAGCACUUGGGUCUGGAUCUACAAUGGGGACUUAGGUGGUGCAUGAUUGAGCUAAAUGUUUACAUGCCUUGCUGCCUAGUGAACUCCACAGCCCUGCAUUGGGUGUCCAAGCUCCCUAUUCAAUGCAUGGGGACAACUAGGUACCGAAGAAUGGAUUCCACAUACUGCUUGCUGAGCAGCAGAAGCUAUUUACAAGUGAAUAGGAAAUGAAGUGAGGCCUGAGUUAUGUGGGAGAAAGGGAGGAACCUCCUUACACACAGGAUUCAUGGUUGUGAACUGACCUGCUGGAGUUAGGCCUGUAUGCCAGGUCAAACCUAUCUGAAAAACACAGUUGCAGUAGUGUCACUGCCCCUAACAAUCACACACACACACACACACACACACACACACACACAAAAAAGAGUCAGAGCAUGUGAGAGGCACUUGCUAGGGCUUAGGCACCAAACUGUGUGGUGCUAUCAGGACUUUACUGGCAUAAACUUUGGUGCUCAGAUCAGGUGCUACCCAAUGGGUUGCCAACAUACAGAUUGUGUGCACAAUUGGCUUUGGGUGGCAACCUGCAUUUAGGUGGCUAGUUACACGAAUGCGACCCUCAACCAAAGGAGGCUGAGGAGGAAAGGCGGCCUGCACCUUAAAACCCUGUCCUACAAGGUGUGUGCACAACGAUGAUACCAAUGAGAGUCAAGAGAUUUCUGCCCCUGAAAAGUCAGCAUUAACAGUCACCAGGCAAGAGGCACGUGAUAACUCCCCAUUUUGUCCAGUAAAUAAAGGAGCAGGUUGGUCACACUGGCAUGCAUAGACUGCAUCAGUGCUAACUGCUAUGUCUUGCACAAUCACAACAGCAACUUUGAGAGCUCUUUCCUACUCCUCCCAUGCCCCAAUUCCACCUGUGGGACCCUCCACUAUAGCAUUAACACAGCACAAGUAUGUAUAGUACUCCCCCCCCACACACACACGCACACUCCUGUAUAUCUUAUUAAAUUUCAGCAACCUUGAUGCAACAUGCCACUUCUUACCACUAGUAAAAAAUGCUUUUUAAAAGACAGUUCAGACUCAACUCUUCAUUCCCCAUUCUGAACCAUGGCUAGCACAGUAGCUAUGAUUAUACAAAAUGAGGAAAUACCAAAAAAAGCACAGAAUGGGCAGGAAAUGCAUCAAGGAAGAUGUUCAAGUCUGAAUUUUGAAGGAGCAAGUGACUCAUUUGCCCCUUGUUGUCUUCAACAAAAGAAAAAGCUAUAUAAAACUAACUUUGCUCUGAUUUUUUUUCUUACAAAUGUCACUGUACACAAGAAAUUGUGUCCCUAGUUAUUGCUCCCAGGACACUCAUAAAAGAGGAAGAAGGCACAAUGAGCCAGGUCAGCAAAUAGCUCAUAGUUAAAAGGAAUGGGGAAGCAUGAAAAUAGGUGAUCAUGGAAGAAA